This is a messenger RNA of Triplophysa rosa, 2243 nucleotides long. RefSeq lists its product as uncharacterized. The record is from RefSeq and is a predicted model, not a curated record. Gene Ontology annotation, molecular function: nucleic acid binding. Lineage: Eukaryota; Metazoa; Chordata; Actinopteri; Cypriniformes; Nemacheilidae. Gene Ontology annotation, biological process: DNA integration. The coding region runs from base 409 to 1896 and encodes 495 amino acids. The transcript is spliced from 5 exons.
UAAGUUUGCAUUUUGAGUGACGUGUGACGUUAACUUAACGUCGAUCGGCGUGCGGCGUUAUUUUAACGCGUGGCGGCGUAUGACGUUAAUUUAGCGCCAGGCGGCGCUUAAUUAACGCCUGGCGGCGUUAAGAAAUCGGCGUUUUAAUAUUAAUACGGCGAUCAAAAGCACGCGAAUUGUGAAACUGUUGGCUUUCGAUAGCUGUCUGGCCAUAUGACGCGCGUAAAAAACGCCGUUUUGGUUGCACAGAGCGCGCGUCUUUUACGGCGUUUUGUCUGUUGUAUAAUGAGCCCCUCCCACUGAUUUCCACUGCCGAUAAGUUUGAACUGCUCUCACCCAAUCACUGAUGAGCUGAGCCAGGAUCUAAUUCACCAUGGACUUGGUAACGUUUAUCUAAUUUGCUUUAAGAUGGCGAGAAGAGACUUUAUUUUGCGCUGCAAACGUACAUUAAAUGACUGCACUCGGCAGUUAACAGAGGAUACUGGACCCAAUGUGUUUCAGUCAACCUUAGUGAGAAUGGAAACAAUGCAGAGAAGUCUUCAAUUGGCAAGAGGGAGGCUAAUCAAUAUACCUGCAGCAGAUGAAUUACUCCGUGAUAUAGCAGAAUAUAUAGCAGAAGUUAACGCACAUAGGCAGCCUGAACGACAAACCAGUUCCAGUUAUCAGGCUCCACUUAUCUGUAGUGGAGGUAGAGGAGCACCCUAUAACAGCAUCACUAGAGAGCAACUUUCUUUUCUGAAGUCAUGUGGUUUUUCUCUUACUUCAAUAGCAGAAAUUCUGCAGGUGUCUCUGGCUACAGUUAAACGACACAUGAAGAAGUUCAAUUUGAAUCAUGCAGUGUCAUUUUCUGAGGUAUCUGAUGACGCCCUCGAUGAAAUGAUCAAGGAUAUUGUGGCUGGGAAUGACCAGCUGGGAUCUGAGGCCGUCAGAGCACAGUUACAGGCUGGUGGAGUUCAGGUACAAAGACAUAGCAUCAGGAAGAGUUUAGCUCGAAUAAACCCUAGGGCAGCUGCACUAAGGGAAAAGUCUCAAAGACCACAGAGACGAUUGUACAGAGAAGCUGGACCAAACUCUCUGUGGCACCUUGAUGGCAAUCACAAAUUGAUAAGAUGGCGAAUUGUCAUUCAUGGUGGUAUAGAUGGGUACAGUCGUCUCAUAGUCUUUCUCCGUGCCUCAGACAACAACCGGAGCAGCACUGUGUUGGAUUGCUUUUUGAAUGCUGUGGCCAUGCAUGGAGUGCCUUCUAGGGUCAGAACAGAUCAUGGAGGAGAAAACAAUGCAGUCUGUGUCAUGAUGAACAUUUUCAGGGGCCUAAAAAGAGGCAGUGCUAUCAGAGGCAGGAGCACUCACAACCAGCGCAUUGAGAGGCUCUGGGGUGACAUGUGGCGGGGAUUUAACAAUGUAUAUUAUAAUCUUUUCAACUUCCUUGAGAGUGAAGAUAUAGUGGACAUAGACAAUGAGAUGCACUUAUGGGCUCUUCACUAUGUCUUCUUACCAAGGAUCAACAGGGACUUGACUGCCUUCACCCGGCAAUGGAACAACCAUGGGUUGAGAACAGAAAGACAUCAGACCCCCUUCCAGAUUUUUGUCAGAGGCUGCUUGGAGCAACAAGGACAAAGCAGCACAGCAAUGCAGGACAUUUUUGGCACAACAUCCCGGCCAGCAGAUGAAAAUGACACAACAUCUGAACAAGGACAAACCACAUCAGGAAGGCAGGGGGCAGCAAUGGUUGACUGGCCAGAGAGAGUAGCAGUACCACAAAAUCGCUACACUUUGGACAAUGCAACCUUUGAGCAACUUGCUGCACAAUUUGAUCCGCUUGGUGGUGCGAGAGGAGAACUUGGACUGGACAUAUUUUGUAAUGUUUUGUCUUUUUUGGCUUCUAAUAAUCAAUAGUAUAUGACAAGUUCAUCACAAAAUAUAACUAGUUGUAUAUAGCCGUAGGUUGUAUAUUGUAAUUGACUUUUAAAGGACUAAACAGAGCUAACCUUGUUAAUUUACUAAGAGUAUGUUCUAUUAUGUUAUUGCUUUCGUGGCUUUUUAUUUUGUCUCACCAAAAAGCAUCCAGUUUUCAGAUUUUGUUCACCGUUUAACAUUGUAUAACCCCACUAAAUGCUGAUGUAGCUGUUAUAAUAUGUAAAUAUGAAUUUGUGAUAGUCAUUUUAAUUUAAUGUUAAUGUGAAUCAAAAACGAUGUUAAGAUGUUCUAGAAUGCUGGUAAAAUAAAAUGGCCCAGGCCCCACA